This is a messenger RNA of Heterobasidion irregulare TC 32-1, 567 nucleotides long. RefSeq lists its product as uncharacterized. The record is from RefSeq and is a predicted model, not a curated record. The transcript is spliced from 3 exons. The coding region runs from base 1 to 567 and encodes 188 amino acids. NCBI's taxonomy places the organism in Eukaryota, Fungi, Basidiomycota, Agaricomycetes, Russulales, Bondarzewiaceae.
AUGGCCGUGUCUGCUGACCGGCGGCGUGCACAAGUCCUUGCCAAAGCUCGCAAUCAUGAAUACGCGCCUGUGUCCAAUAACGCCUACUCCAUUCCACCACAAGUACACCGACACCCGCCUGCGGCUCGCAGCCGCAACGCCAGUGCCAUCUGGUGGAGGCAAGCCGAUGAACAUUCCGGCUAUGAGUCGAUCAUCAAGAGGAGUUUCGAGCUAUGUCGCCACCAGGCUAUCACCAUCAACAUAAACGGCAUACGAAUGUCUCUCACCAAAAAUUCUGAUCUCGACAUCAGCAACGUCUGGGUCAAGUUCGGCCACACCAUAACGAUGGGAGAGGCCAAGACACAACGUUUUGUCGCGCAAUACCUUGAAGAGCAAAACAUUGCUGCCGUGCAUGCCCCUCGUGUCUACCUCGCCUUUAUGCGGGGCGACUUCGGUCUCAUCGUCUCAGAGUACAUCGACGGGCAGAUAUGCAACAAGUCCGAUAUUGGCGUCGUCGCCAUCGCAGUAGGGCGCUGUGUGGAACCCCUCAUUUUUAACCGAGUUAAUAACACGUUAAUAGCGCGUUAA